AUGGUCGGCGUCCUUGCAACAGCUAUCAAUUUAUUCGGGUUUGGGUUCAGGCAGCCCAUUACUCUAGUCAAGUGGCCGGCGUCCCUACUACGGCUAUCGUUCGGGGGUUCUUUCAACCAGCCCAUCACUGGAGUCAAGUGGCCGGCGAACCUGCAACAGCUAUCGUUCGGGUCAAGAUUCAAGCAAUCGAUCACUGGAGUCGUGUGGCCGGCCUCCCUGCAACAGUUGUCGUUCGCGUCCGGAUUCGAGACACCCAUCGCUGAGGUUUCGUGGCCGGCCUCCCUGCAACAGCUAUCGUUCGAGAAAUUCUUUUAUCAACCAAUAACCGGUGUCAUGUGGCCGGCGUCCCCCCAACGACUAUCGUUCAGUUCAAUAUUCAAUCAACCCACGACCGGAGUCGUGUGGCCGGCGUCCCUGCUACAGCUAACGUUCGGGGACCACUUCGACCUACCUAUUGGGGGCGUCGUAUGGCCGGCGUCUCUGAAACAGCUAACGUUCGGGGAUGAUUCCGACCAACCUUUUGCCGGAGUCAUCUGGCCGGCGUCCCUGCAACUAUCGUUCGGGGCAUAUUUCGACCAACCGAUCGCUGAGGUUGUGUGGCCGGCCUCCCUUCAAAGUGUGACACAUGCGAGCGAAAGUGUGCUCUUCAGAGUUUGA
This is a messenger RNA of Ectocarpus sp. CCAP 1310/34, 657 nucleotides long. NCBI's taxonomy places the organism in Eukaryota, Phaeophyceae, Ectocarpales, Ectocarpaceae. The record is from the annotation of a GenBank genome assembly.